This is a messenger RNA of Fusarium falciforme, 2745 nucleotides long. RefSeq names its product Zn(2)-C6 fungal-type domain-containing protein. Gene Ontology annotation, molecular function: zinc ion binding; NADP binding; FMN binding. The transcript is spliced from 9 exons. The coding region runs from base 1 to 2745 and encodes 914 amino acids. The record is from RefSeq and is a predicted model, not a curated record. Lineage: Eukaryota; Fungi; Ascomycota; Sordariomycetes; Hypocreales; Nectriaceae. Gene Ontology annotation, cellular component: intracellular anatomical structure. Gene Ontology annotation, biological process: regulation of DNA-templated transcription.
AUGUUGAACCCCGUUGAAGCUCUCUCCAAGUAUCCUCCCACUCUCUCAAUUAUCUCCGACACGUUCUCGUCUGCCUUCUCAAGGAGUGUGACAUACCAGAAUGACACACAAACGACAAGCACUAUGAGUGGCGCUACUCGGCCGAAACUCCGUACCAAAACUGGCUGUCUGACCUGCAGACAGCGCCGUAAGAAAUGCAACGAGAAGUUCCCUGUCUGCGACGCCUGCAGCUUGUCCAGCAGGAAUUGUCAAUGGCCGUCGUCUUCAGACCUCCUUGAUCGUCGCUAUGCUUCCCACUCCGACUCUCGACAUCGAGAGCCUAUCGCUAAACCGAAACCCGAGCACAUAACGACACUAAUAGAAGAUGGUCAGGCCUGGGAGGGGCCGGUGCAGGAAAUCCAGCAUGAUGCUGUUCCUGUCGCUUUUCACGGCGACUCCGAAGGGAUGCACCCCCUGGAUCUUGUCUUGGAGGCUGGCGCUGUCCAUGGCGUCAUCUCCCAUGACCUAGAGCUCCUGCUCUCUCGACAUUUUGCCGACAGAUACUUUUCUCUUCUGCUGCUGCCUAGCUGCCAUCGAACUCUCUACUCUUCUUGCAACGGUUUCGAGUCACGAGAAUCACAAUGGCCUAUUGAUGUCCGUGAUGCUAUUGUAUCUGCACGGGGAUGGGGCACCACCAACGAUAUACCACGGCAUGUCAGUGCGGCAACCCGCAUCGUCACACUCCGCCUUCUAAACCGACCCGACAGCACACCACGGCUUUUUGAUAGACUAGCCAUCGAGAGCGUCGUCUACCAGACCUUCCUUGUUUCGACCGGCCUUUGGUCUGACAGUAGUGAACUUAGUUAUGAUUUUAAUCCUGACUUCUGGGAUGGAGCCGAGAAGGUAUUGGAACGGUCAACCCUCUUUCCAGGGAACCAGAGGGCCCUCAACAGCCCAGUGCUUGGUGUACCUGCGUCACUUUUCCGACUGGUCAUGUUGCUGAGACAAUGCUAUCGAGUUGGCUUCUCACUUGACCCGACCACUCUGGAGCAACUGAGGAACGAGGUGGCCAGCUGGGAAGAACAAUUACUCUACGACGAGGACUUCCGAUCACGCUUUAAUGAGACCGCAAAACUAACGCCUCAGGAAACAUGUUUUAGGGACGGGAGCUAUCUCUACGUAACACUUGCUUCUCUUUUGUUGGAGAAGAUAUUGCAGGGCCAGGUGAGCGCGGGACCCCCGCUCGCUGUUCCCAAGGAUACCUGGCAGAUUCAAAUGGCGGUUCAGGUUCUCAAGAGUCAUCAAAAUGACCAGGUGUGGACAAAAUGUUAUCUCGGCGACUGGCCCAUCUAUUCCCUCGGGUUGUUCAUGUCAUCUACUGAACACAAGCAACUGACCACUUUAAUUAACAUCACCGCUACGACAAUAUCUCGAAUCAAGAUGGGUUCUAUCUCAGUCGACCAGUACACCGACUUCAGGAGCAUCGCUGUCGAUGGACUUCCCUUCUUCACUCCCAAACAGCGUGUGCCCGUGGGCACGGCACUUUUGGCGCCUGAUGACGGCGUGACAGAGGAUACCAUCACUCCAGCUUUCCGUCCCAUUAUGAUCCGCAGCAAGACUUUCCAGAAUCGCAUUUGGGUUGCCCCUAUGUGCAUGUAUAGUUGCCAGGACGGCAUGUUCAGCGACUUUCAUGUUAUGCAUUAUGGGCAAUGGGCUAUGAGGGGUAGUGCCCUGAUCACAUUGGAGGCAACUGCUGUUACACAGAGGGGGCGGAACACUCCACAAGACGCAGGCCUCUGGUCUGAUGACCAUAUCCCACCUCUUAAGCGGGUUAUCGAUGUGAUCCACUCUCAGUCACAAAAGGUUGCUAUCCAGCUACAACACGCGGGGCGGAAGUGUAGCAUAUGCCCCCCAUGGCUUGGACUUCGUCUUGUCCCCGACGCCUAUGGCGGAUUUGCCAAAGACGUGCAAGGCCCAACUGCCGAGCCUUGGAACGAAAACUAUGCCACACCAAGCGAGAUGACGGAGGCAGAGAUUCUUGAGACUAUUGGGGCUUAUGGUAAAGCUGCUGCCCGUGCCGUCAGGGCAGGCAUUGAUGUCAUCGCAAUCCACGGGGCCCACGGAUAUCUCAUCCAUUCCUUUGCCUCUCCUGCUACCAACAAGAGGACCGAUAGAUGGGGUGGAAGCUUCGAGGGCCGCACUCGAUUUGGUAUCGAGGUCGUCAGAGCUGUUCGACGCAAUAUCCCAGAAGAUAUGCCACUCUUUUGGAAGAUAUCAGCUGUAGACUGGCUUCCUGCUGGGGAAGGCUGGGAGCUGGAAGACACUCUCCGAUAUGUGCCAAUCUUGGCCAGCGAGGGCGUCGACCUGUUUGACGUUUCCAGCGGAGGAACCGAUAGACACCAGAAAGUGCAGCUGGGACAGCAGUACCAAGUCCCCUUUGCGAAAGCCGUGAAGGACCUGAAGCUGCCCAACGUAUUUGUCGGCGCCGUGGGUUGGAUCCGAGACGGAGAAACAGUUCACAAUAUUCUGAGUAAUGAAAAAGCAGACGUUGUCCAUGUCGCCCGCGAGUUCUUGCGAGAUCCCAACUUUGUUCAGAAGGUUGCGCUCUCCACCAAGACAGAGGUCACUUGGGUUGACCAAUAUCACCGCGCGCCAAUGAACAAAAAGUAUGUCGAGUCAACCACCACGAUAACUACGGAUCGAAAGGCCUUGGAUAAUGUCACACAGACGCAUGAAAACCAGGCUUCAAACAAGAUGAGCUCUUAG